AUGGCAACCAACGGCGAUAUCGAUAUAGGCCAGCUCUCUCCGGAGCAGCAAUCGGCCCUCGAACAGUACACCCAGGUCACAGCACAAGAUGUUAAGGAUGCGGUGCCGUUGUUAGAGAGGUCGCAAUGGAACGUACAAAUAGCAAUAGCUAAGUUCUUCGAUGGCGAAGGUCCCGAUCCCGUAGUCGAAGCUAUGGCCGCUCAGAACGACAUUCCCCGACAAGCAGCGAGACACGAAAACCUACAAGAGAGUUUCGCAGCAUCCGCACGGCCUUCUGGACGCUCAGUCCCGCGAGCCAGACCUGAUCCUGCACCGAGGAUAGUGCCUCAACCUCAGACGACCACUCGCCUGCCUUUCGUCCUAUCUAUCCUAUUCGCUCCCUUCAACUUCGGAUACAGAGCCGUCUCGACGCUCUUCCGCACAUUCAUGUACAUAUUCGCAUUUCUCCCCGCAUCUAUACGGCCCCGCAUGAUAACCACGAGUAUGACGAGUGGGUGGAAGGGCACCAUGGGCCGGCGCAUGCUGAUGCCGCGUGAUACUGCCUCCCGGUUCAAGCGAGAAUUCGAAGAGGAAUAUGGUAACGACAGCCUACCCUUCUUUGAGGGUGGUUUCGCGCAAGCCCUCGACUUAGCCAAGAAGGAGCUCAAAUUCCUCCUAAUAGUGCUCAUGUCGCCCGAACACGACGACACAGAAUCUUUCACACGGGAGACCCUACUCUCGCCUGACGUCAUCAGCUUUGUCAACGAGCCCAACAACAAUAUUGUCCUAUGGGGCGGCAACGUCCUCGACUCCGAGGCGUACCAAGUCGCCGCCGAGUACAACUGCACCAAGUUCCCCUCCUCAUGCCUAGUGUGCCUGACCCCUAAAGAGGGCAGCACCCGCAUGAGCAUCGUCAAGCGACUAGCCGGCCCUAUACCCCCCGGAACCUACCUCGCCGAGAUCCAAACCGCAAUCAACAAGUACGCCCCCGACCUAGCCGGCGCCCGCGCCGAACGCACUGCCCACGAAGUCGCGCGCACCCUGCGCACCGAACAGGACUCGGCAUACGAGCGCUCUCUAGCUCGCGACCGCGAGCGCGCCCGCCAGCGCAGGGAAGCCGAAGCCGCCGCCGCCGAGGCCGAGCAGCGCGCCAGAGAAGAAGCCAAAGCUGCAGAACGCCGCGCCGCCCAGCGCCAACAGUGGCGACGCUGGCGCGCGUGUACCGUGGCCCCCGAACCCGAAGCUUCCGCCAAGGAUGUCGUACGGCUCGCUCUCAAGAUGCCCGACGAAGCGGACGGGCGAAUCGUGCGACGGUUCGUGGACACGACUACGGUGGAGGAAUUGUAUGCUUUUGUGGAGUGCUACGAUUUGCUCAAGGGAGGAGAGGAGCUCGAUGACGAUGUGGAGGAGCCCGAGGGCUAUGAGCAUGAGUACAAGUUCCGGAUUGCGUCGCCCUUGCCCCGAGUCGUUUACGAGCCGGAUUCUACUGCUACGCUGGCGGAUACGAUUGGCAGGUCGGGUAACCUGAUCGUCGAGAGUAUAAUCUCCGAUGAGUCGGAUGAUGAUCAGGGUGCAGUGUAG
Molecule: messenger RNA, 1560 nt
Organism: Daldinia childiae
Lineage: Eukaryota; Fungi; Ascomycota; Sordariomycetes; Xylariales; Hypoxylaceae
Product: UBX domain-containing protein 10
Exons: 1
Coding region: 1-1560 (519 amino acids)
Cellular component (GO): endoplasmic reticulum
Molecular function (GO): ubiquitin binding
Source: RefSeq, a predicted model, not a curated record